UACUUGUGUCAUACUUUAAUCUUUUCAUGUUUUUUGCACACGAAACGUGUAUUCGAAGACCCGAUGUCAAAGCAUAGUUUGACGUGUACCAUUCACUCGACCGUUCACUUCAAGAAACCCGCGACUUUUUCUAAAAUUGAACUCUUUUUUUCUCCCCUUUCCAUUGCCACAGAUCUUUCUUCAUCACAUAUCUUUUUCGAUUUGAGGAUCGGAAUGUAAAAAGUUGCGUACGUGGCAUACAGGUUUCUUGAAGAAACCGUCACACUGUUCUUCGGUGACCCACUGGCUUCGAACGAGUCUCCUGUCAAAUUGUGAUCAUUGUAAAAGUGUUAUUAGACUAGCGUUACGUUAGGCUGGUCUUUUAGCACAAGUAAAUUGAGACUUGAAAGUCGUGGAAAAGUGUGUAGAGUGUAGUUUUUUUAUUGCCAGACUAAAUUAGCAUCAUAUUAACGAGGACAAAAGGAACCUUAGGCCCCUAUUUGCUUUAAAAAAAUGCAAAUAAGCUUAUGUUACAUCCCAAUCAACACAUUUUUGGAGGCCAGCUACUUCGACCUUUCCUGUCAGGGCCAACCCGGAUACAUUCUACUAACAGACAGGGAUACAUUGUACUAGCAGACAGGGGCGGACACUAGAUUAAAAGCAAAUACACGAAAAGAAAAGAUAAACCACCAACAACAACAACACCAAACUUGCCCCCUUGUAAUAAUGUUGAAAAGAUUGUACUUAGUCAAUGUAUCGCAGUUUUUUAAACAUUUCAACUUUCUUUCUUAUUCCCAGGUCCAUUUAUCCAGUCUCUGAGGAAACCAAAGUUGGAUGUUUAAUAAACACAAACGUUGUUUUGGAAUACCAGCCUUGGGUAUCAUCGAUGCAAGUAACACUGUGCUAACGCAGAGCUUAAGUUGGAGUCUCAGUUCUCGAGUAAAUGAUGAUGACAACGUAAGGUAACACGAACAAAUAAUGUUCUGAGAUUUAUCGGAUUCAAACACAACAACAACAACAACAACAACAACAACAACAACAACAACAACAACAACAACAGCAACAACAACAACAACAACAACAACAGCAACAACAACAUAAACUUGGUUCAGCCAAAUGCGUCACGUAUCUGGCCGACAGAAAGCGACGUAAAAUUCGUAGACAGCAACAUGGGGGUCGAUUCGGAAGGAACAAAGUAUAAACUCACUCUCGACCUGCACGGCUCGGAGCGCCGUCGACCUCAGACCUCUCAGAGCAGAGUCCCUUCUUCUCCCAGCAGCUUAUCCUCGUCUUUUCGCAGCUAUCAAGACACGUCCAGGGUGAGUUCUGCGUCCAGGGAACCCGGCGAGCACAAAGUGAAAAAGAACGUCUUCUUUUCCAACGAAACAAGCAGCGGAAACACGGACAACUUCGACCAGUCAUCUAACGCUAGCUCAGACAAUGGCGUAUUCCCAGAUCGCAGAUCUCCGGUUAGGUCGAGCACCGUGUCAUCUCCCCGCGGUACACCCAUAAGAGCGGUGGCUAAAGCGACCAGAGACGCUUGUAACAAUAACCACGCAAGUAACUCUCGCAGUGGUUCAAAGACAAGGCGGCCACCUUCAUCUCGACCUGCGACGGCAAGUACCGAUACUACCUUACGAAGAGGUCGGAGUGCAAAAACCCGUCCCACAAGUCAGGGACAGCCGAGCCCGAAAGGCUCUGAAAAUGUAUUUGAGGAAUCAAAAAGUACUUCAGCCCGUUCAUCGAGGAGGCGGGUGUUGACUGGAAAGACAAAAACUCCCGUUAAAAUGGAGAAAACAUCUGUCCACAGUGAUGAUGAUUCGGACUCUGACGCCAGUUCUACAGAGCCGGCGAGUUCCCCCCGAACUCUAGCCGGCUCUCUCCCACAGAGUCCAACCUCUGCUGCUGAACUAGCUGCUCUGAGCAGUUCACAGAGACAGGCAUGGGCACAGUUCGAAACCCACGUGAAAAAUAUAGACGACUCAACCGAACUCAUCUCUCGACAGCCUCGGAAAACGUUCCACGCCAGUAACGCCUUUCAGUCGGUUAUGUACGAUCUUUACGGAAACACCGAGUACGGGAAAUCCCGGGGGUUCACCAAAUUUUCUACCAGAGUGGGUCACGUCGCUACGUUUGCUUCUCGAUUUAUUGGAAGAGUAAAAAGUCUGAAUGCCCAGCGGAACGAAGAACAAGAAGACGAGGAAGAAUAUUUCGAGGAUGAAGUGGAUUUCCAACCAAGCAGAGAGACAGUCGAAAACGCCAAACGAGGCUGGAAAAUCUUACGGCAGUACGUGCAAGAACUGGCGGCGGAAAAGCGCAUGAGCCAGACGACACUGACGUGGAAUAUGUUACGUCACACCAUCAAAGGCCUUAGCAACAUGGAGCGCGCCAGAUACGACUUGUACCGUCGCUACGGCAUCAUCCCCACUGUGCUGAGUGACGGUACUGUGGUCCAGGAAAACAGCAUGCUCAGCGAGAGGGCGCGCUCAGCGCAGGCCAACAGGACGGGGUCCAUCCCGAGCAACCAGAGCAGGGGUAGGUUCAGCAACAGCGCCACCGUUCGGAGACCUUCCAUGUACCAGCCAUCUAUCGGUGGGUUUUCAGGGCAAAUGACCCAGAAUAGAUACACUAUUUCACGAUAAUGUGGUAUAUUCUAUACUCCAGGAUCAUUGCAAGGUGCAUGUGGACGAGGCAUGCAGGGUUCGAGGGUGUGUGUGUGUGUGUGUGUGU
Messenger RNA from Aplysia californica (California sea hare), 2709 nucleotides. RefSeq lists its product as uncharacterized. The transcript has a single exon. Bases 1149 to 2621 code for a protein of 490 amino acids. The record is from RefSeq and is a predicted model, not a curated record. Lineage: Eukaryota; Metazoa; Mollusca; Gastropoda; Aplysiida; Aplysiidae.